This is a messenger RNA of Notolabrus celidotus (New Zealand spotty), 1934 nucleotides long. RefSeq lists its product as uncharacterized. The coding region runs from base 266 to 1042 and encodes 258 amino acids. Gene Ontology annotation, molecular function: metal ion binding. The record is from RefSeq and is a predicted model, not a curated record. The transcript has 2 exons. Lineage: Eukaryota; Metazoa; Chordata; Actinopteri; Labriformes; Labridae.
GUGUCAGUGCAGGGACAUAACAUGUAAACAGCGAGUGGUUGCUAAAUAACAUCAGCUGCUAACGUCAGCUUCAUUAAAACCUGUGCUUUUUAAAGAAGUAUUAGGAAUGAAUCAAUGCUGAUCAGCUGGAAUUUUCUCUAAAGUCCUACUGUUUAUUAAAUAUCUAACUAGUCAGAAGCGGGAUCAGUGAGUUUUGAUUUUAAACGUAGCUAAGGAGCCAGCUACUGGUAACGUAGCUUUAGCUUGAUUACAGAAGUAGUCGGACAUGAAUUCCCUGGUUGGUUACGGAGUGUCCUCGGAGUCUGACAGUGAUGGAGAUGCAGAAGAUGCAAACAACGAAGCUGGUUGCGUCAAGGAGAAGGCGGAUGAGACAUCAGCUGCUAAACGGACCCGCAACUUCUUGUUGGAGCCUGGUUCAACUUCCAGUGAGUCAGAGAGUGAAUCAGAACCAGAGGAAGGAGACCCAGAGCCCUCGUCAUCAUCACCACAUCCUCAAACACCAGCAGGCGCUUGUCUUGGAGCUCAAAAGCUUCCUCCACCUUCCCUGGGCUCUAAUAAAUUACCUCCUCCUACUCUAAAUACUUGCUCUGACAGCAGUGUGUUUGCCAAUCCUUUUAAGGCUCAGGCGGACCAGAAGCUCAGCGCCUUGCAGAAACACGUCCCCCUCACAAUGCAGGCCAAACCCUCUCAGAUAGGAGGUAAAAGGGUGUGUGUGUCCUACAGGAAAGAUGGAAGGUGUAGGUUUGGGAUAAAAUGCAAGUUUGCUCAUGACAGUGACCUCCAGACCCCUGUCACCCCAGCUGACUGUAACCAACCUGGCAAUGAAGAAACACCAGCAUCUGAUCCAGUCAAGUCCAAUGAAAGCUGUUCAUCAUGCUGUGGGGGAUCCCAGACCUCUCAGCCAGAGAACGAAGAGGAAGAGUCAGGGGAGCAGCAGGUGAAGAAAAGGAGGGUUGGACUGAGUAACACCUUGAUUCCUCCCAAACGAGCUAUGAAACAGUAUAGCAUGCUCAGGGGCAGAGAGCAGAUCAAUAUGCCUUGAUGACUCAUUUCUUCUUCUUCUUUUUUAUAAAUAAAUUAUUGCACUGCGCUGUCACAAAGCAAUAGUAUUGAGAGGAAAUAUCACUCUUCACAGUGUUUGUGUAUUGUAAUGCAUUGAAGGUUUGCACUGUCUUUUGUAGGACCAAUGAAUGACUCAGGCACAUUUAUGCAUAUGUAGAUGCUUUUGUUCACAGUUACAUUUAACCCCCUCCACACAUACACAUGCCAAAAAGUGAUUCAUGGUUUCUGACAUGUGAAGAGGAGCGAGGUUGAUGGCUCCAUCAGCUAAAUAAUGGCAGUCCUUUAGUUCAAAUCAGUCAGUGUAUGUAGUUUAAGUGAUACCUCCAACAUAAUGAAUACAUACACCUUAGUAAAUGUUAAGACAUUUAUUUACAUCAUAUAAAGAAACUCUUUUUUUGUGUGUCUUCUACCACAUGUCCUAUAUCACAAAUCAGUGGUGCAGAUUUUAGUAUCAGCAUAAGUUCUAAGGUUUCUACACAGCUUUGCUAAUCAAAUUAUAGAACAUGUCAUAGGUUAUUGAAACAGAGUAUUUUAUUCAGUGACUGUGCUUGCUGCUGUUUCAUGGGUUCAUCAGUGAUUAACAAUGUUAGAAGUCACCGUUUGGCACCCUAUCAGAACAAGGACUUUAGUGAGUAGAAUAUAUAUCAUUCCAAUUCAUUUUUUCCUAACUUGAACCAAGAGCUAAAUUUAACAAAUAUCUGCACUUCUAUUACUAACGAAGGUUUAUGACACUGUCUAAAACUGGUAAAAAAUAUGCACAUUUUGUAAUUUUUACACAGUUGUGAACCAUCUUUUUUUUGUCGUUCAUGUCUCUCUUUACCUCCUUAGACUGUUUGAUGUCCUUGACCUUACCAAAUAAAGGCUGUACAGAA